Molecule: messenger RNA, 7299 nt
Organism: Aedes aegypti (yellow fever mosquito)
Lineage: Eukaryota; Metazoa; Arthropoda; Insecta; Diptera; Culicidae
Gene: spg
Product: dedicator of cytokinesis protein 3
Exons: 12
Coding region: 1014-7094 (2026 amino acids)
Biological process (GO): small GTPase-mediated signal transduction
Cellular component (GO): plasma membrane; cytoplasm
Molecular function (GO): small GTPase binding; guanyl-nucleotide exchange factor activity
Source: RefSeq, a predicted model, not a curated record
UACGGGAGUGUUUGUAUCCAAAGAUCGCCUUCGUCUGGGCUGUAGCAAGCAAAGCAGUCAGAAAGCUGUCAAGAUUGUUCCGUGGCUCGAGCGAGUCAAUCAAUCGUCCGUCGUUGUCCAGGAAAGUCGGUCUGCGUCCGAAUAGUUGCGUGUGAACGUCGCUGGAAGAAAGUCGUCUUUCGUUGUUUGGAGUUCGCGUCCGGCUGCCAAAAGGAAAGCGCUUAUCGUUGUCCAGUCGUCGUCGCGAGUUUCCAUCAUUUCAUCGAGUGUUUUUCGGCGGUAGUGUGGGGAUUUGUGCUGGAAGUGAAGGUCCGACAUUGACCACCUUGUGCCAACCAAGGAGCUGUCCAGUUCAGUUCCGAUUCCGAUAAAUCUGUGAGGUCUUCCUUAGUAUCCAUCGAUUCUGUCUGAGGGUAAAAGUCAGUGAAGAAAGCAAACGGCAAAUCCGGGGCAGCCAGAAGCAGUUCAGGUUGCUCUGGCUGGGCAACAGUCGGUGUUGGCCGGGAUAAGGAGGGAGUGCUCUCGAUUUAUUGAUUUUUCUCGGUCGGUCGCCGAGGCGGACGCCUCUCAGGCUAGUGCAAAAGUAAGGAAUCUCAGUGGCUGAAAUGUUGUUCGAAUAUCUAGUGAAUGACCAGGUGACCACCGAUUCAAUAAGAUCAGAUUCUGAAUAGUAAGAGAAGUGAAAGUGGUAAAAAUCUCGGGAGACCGGAAAAGGGACUGGUCGGUUUUGCUAGAUUGCCUCAAGGCUAGAAGAUAAAGGCAAAUCGGAAUAGAGGGUAAUUGAGUGAUUCAUUGGAAGCUGGAAGCUGAAUAGUGAUCUAAUUAGUGUCUAUCUACACAAGUUUCAACAAAACGGAUGUGAAUCUCAAGAAAUUUAUAAAUUUAAGAUUGUGAAUGUGAGAAAAAAGUAAUUUUAAGAAAAUGUCGAAAUAAUCCAUGUGAAUCUCAAUUGUGCAUCGUUAGUUAAAGUAAGUGAAGUUUCAUCAAACCUGAGGAACCCUGACGGAUAAGCAAUGUGGAUUCCCACCAGUAAUAAAUACGGAGUUGCAAUCCACAACUGGCACGGCGAUGUCACACACGGUCUGGCCCUGGACGUCGGCGAUUGCGUCGAAAUUCUCGAGGAAACGACGCACUGGUUCCGCGGCACAUGCCCCCGGAAGCCCCGCAAGGUGGGCCUCUUUCCCAAGACGUACAUCCACCUGAAAGACCUGGCCAAGGUGGACCCCGUCGUCGGCGAGUGCACGCUGGUGCUCCGCGAAUGGUCCGAGAUAUGGAAGAAACUAUUUGUGGAACGAGAGGAAUACAAAUUCACCUCGCUGCGGAAGGUGAUGCUGGCGCUGCUGGAAAGUCGCCGGGAACUGCUGAGCGCCACCCUGACCCAAGACCAGACGUACGAUUUGCAGAUGAAGGUGAUCUCCAAGAUUGACUGGGGCAAUCGAAAACUAGGCCUAGAUUUAGUGCCCCGAUUAGGAACGCUUGCGGUAGACCCGCACAAAAUCGGUAUCGUCUCGCUGCACCAGGUGCACGUCAACAGCGCCGAAAAUGCCAAAGCCGCUUCCAAUCGCGGAACGUUACGGAGGAAAGCCGGCAAGAAGAUCCUCACGCAUCACCUUUACUUCUGCAUGCGCGACUUUGGCCAUCGGAUAGGGGAUGACGCGGAGAUUUACUUCUAUCUGUACGAUGGCCAGCGAAUGCGAGCCCUGUCGGAGCGCUUCCUGGUGCGCAUUGCCAAAGACGGGUUUUCCAACUACGUGGAAACCUCCCACAACUGCACGGUGUUCACCGAUCUGGGCUCUUCGGACCUCAAUCAGGAUCUCUACCUUAUAGCCAAUGUGAUGCGGGUCGGCAAAAUGCUGCACUCGGAGUCCGUUAAGAAGGGAGACAAGUUUAUUAGUAACCAUUCCUACCGAAGGCCAUACGGGAUCGGGGUCCUGCCCUUGAGCGAAAUUGGGCAGUUCGAUCAGACUGUGGAGUCUGAAGAGAAGGAGUUCAGCUUCAAGAUCUUCCAAUGCGAAGAGAAGGACUAUCAUCAGCUACAUGAGCUGAUCAUCAAGAAAGCCAGCGGGAAGUUCCAACCGAUCAACGCUACCACUCAGGGUCACUACGGGCUGGUGGUGUCGUUGAAGUUAAUCCACGGAGGGUUGGGACAAGCCCGGAUAGAGCAGCCAAUACUGUUCCAAGGAACCGCCAUAACCAAAAAGAUCGGUUUCCCGGAUGUUAUCAUGCCCGGAGAUGUGAGGAAUGAUCUCUUCCUCACUUUAGAAAGAGGCGAAUUUGAACGGGUCGGUAUCAGUACGGCCAAGAACAUCGAAAUAACCACCUUGGUACUGGAUGAGAACGGACGAAUCAUCCAGGAGUGCAUAGCGAUCGCAUCCGGAAAUCCCCUGCAAGCGUACUACAAAUCUAUGGUCCUGUACCACAACAACUCUCCUGCAUGGAACGAAACCAUUCGGAUGUUUGUCCCCAUAGACAAAUUCAGCAAAGCUCACGUCCGGUUCGAGUUCCGAAGCUGUUCCACCCGGGACAAAUCCGAUCCGAAGCUAUUCGGCUUUAGUUUCUCACGACUGAUGGAACCCGGUGGAGCCACACUCGCGGACGCAUCCCACGAGCUGUACGUCUACAAGUGUGAAGAUAUUCUCAAGGUUCAACCGAACAUCUACCUGCGAUUGCCUUGCUCCGCUACAGAUAAACACGCUCACACUCUUGAAUCCAACUCGCCCUACCAUCGAAGUUCGAAGGAAGCAUUCUUUGUCAAAACGGUACUCUGUUCCACCAAGCUAACUCAAAACGGUGAUCUUCUCUCGAUUUUACAAUGGCGUAAUCAUCCACAUCGCAUUCAAGACUCUUUGCAGCGAGUCCUCCGGCUUCACAACGAAGAACUUAUCAAAUUCCUCCAAGAUGUGCUGGACGCUCUGUUCGCCAUGUUCUCCACAGACGAUGGAAACAGUACUCCUCACUCCGGACUCGUCUUCCAUGUCCUCGUAUCGAUCUUCAGCCUCAUGCAGAGCAGUAAAUUCCAACAUUUCAAGCCCGUCAUGGAUGCCUACAUCAAGGAUCACUUCACCGCUCCUCUGGUCUACAAAGGUCUGCUCUCGUCUGUCCAACAUCUCGCCGAUUGGAUGAAUACCGCAGAUAACCUGGAACCUAUCCUUCAAUGCUUCAGCUCACUCGAGUUUAUCUUCAAGCUGAUCAUCCAAAGUCGAAAGCUUUUCGCUCACGCCUCCGGUGGACAGUACGAGGACAAAUUCAAGCAUGAUCUCUUCGCUGUCUUCACGUCCCUCAAUGGAAUGCUUCUAGUCGCCAGUCAUUCGCAAAUCCUUCCCACUCAAGAGGCUCUCCUCAGCUCGAUCGGUGUCGUGUUCGAACAGCUCCGUACCAUCAUCACCAAAACCGAGCUGGAAACCCUAGUCAAAGGCAUGCUGGAUUCCGUCCCCAAGGACGCCCAGCCUCCUCUCAUCCAGGCCAAACUGAAAUCCAUCAAAGACAUGGUCUCCGGACAGCUCUUCCAGGACGACGAACUACGAUCCGUGAUUCUCAACAUUGCAUGCAAACAUCUUCGGAUCCAUCUGGCUCGUCGCGACGAAUUGCGUCUGUGUUCGGAGAUCCUCGCCGAAAUACUCAUAAAAUUACACGAAGCCAAAGUUAGAACCGGUGAAAAGCCUUCCAACGCCAUUCACCACGAUCUGGACACGCUGUUCUCGAACAUCUUCCCGAUCCUGAUGCAGACGAUCAACGUUUUGGGGAACGGCGGCAACGAAUCGCUCGUCUGCGCCCUGUUUGCCGUAAUGCUCGGAUUGCUGCAAUUGCUAGAGGAGACGCAUUUCCAGCGGAUGUGGGACCGAUUGAGCACCGCCGGAAACAACAAAGAACUCAAAGAUUUCAUUCAGCAGUGUCUGAACAUUUUCAAGGAUAUCCUCGAACAGGAUUGGAUGAUCUUCUCCAAGGACUGGUUGGUGAUGAAGAUAUCGGCGAACGAGGUGCUGCGCAAAACGUUGGAGGAAAUGGCCAAGCCGCUGGUGUAUCGGUUCCUGGGAAUGCAGUCUUUCGAUUCGCAACUAUGGUGGUCGUACUUUAGCGUGGCGGUCAUAUUCCUAACGCAGCCAUCGCUGCAAAUCGAGCAGUAUCACGAAACCAAGCGGAGAAAGCUGCUGAGUACGCACGGUGAUAUGCGGGUGGCGAUGGGUUUCCAGAUCCUGAGCAUGUGGGCGCAGCUUGGUGAGCACAAGUUGCACUUUAUACCGUCGAUGGUGGGACCGUUUCUGGAAGUGACGCUGGUACCGGAACCGGCCCUCAGGAAGGCUACGUUUACGGUGUUCUACGAUAUGAUGCAGUGCGAACAGGUUUCUCGAGGUUCAUUCCGAUUGGUAGAAAGUGAGCUGAUAGAUAAGCUGGAUCUCCUCAUCAGCGAGAACAAGGGUGACGAUGAGUACCGCGAACUCUUCAGCACUAUUUUACUAGAGCGAGUUCAGGCAGAGAAUCCGUCGUGGCGCGAAUCGGGAACGGCUUUCAUAUCAUCCGUUACGCGGCUCCUGGAGCGUUUGCUGGACUACCGAAGUGUGAUGCAGGGCGAUGAGAAUCGGGACAAACGGAUGACCUGCACCGUCAAUUUGCUCAACUUCUACAACGACGAAAUCAACCGGAAGGAGAUGUAUGUGAGAUAUAUAUACAAACUGUUGGAUCUACAUUUGGGCGCCGAGAAUUACAUCGAGGCGGGGUUGACCCUGAAGCUGUACGCCGAUAUGCUUUCGUGGGAUAGCGAGAACAUUUCGGAUGAGAGCAAUGGACCGCGCGAGUGGGAACAGAAGGAGAAGAUUUAUAAGAAUAUCAUCAGCUACUUCGACAAGGGUAAAUGCUGGGAAAAGGGUAUUCCACUGUGUAAGGAGUUAGCAAUGUUUUACGAGCGCAAGCGGUUCGACUACAACCGACUGAGCGAUGUUCUGAUUCAGGAGGCGAAGUUCUUCCAAAAUAUUUUGACGCAACUGCGGCCUGAGCCGGAGUACUUCCGCGUCGGAUAUUACGGAACAGGGUUUCCAUCGUUUGUUAGGAACAAACAGUUCAUCUACAGAGGCUUGGAGUACGAACGGAUCGGAGCGUUCAUCCAGCGGUUACAGAUCGAGUUUCCAGCGGCGCAGAUCCUGGACAAGAAGCACUACCCGCCGGACAGUUCGGUGCUGAACUCGCCGGAGCAGCGCUUCCACGUGGUGAACGUGCGUCCAAUAUCCGAUCCGAGCCAUCUCAAGAGUGCCAAAGUGACCGUACCGGAGAAGAUUUCCAAAUAUUACGAGGUGAACGACGUUACCAAGUUCCAGUAUGACCGUCCCGUCCACAAGGGAGUCGUCGAUAAAGACAACGAGUUCAAAUCGCUGUGGAUCGAGCGGACGAUCUAUGACACAGCUCUGCCACUUCCGGGUAUCUUGCGGUGGUUCGAGGUGACCAAUGCAUCUAUCCACGAACUAACGCCGGUGGAAUUUGCUUGCGAGUCCGUGUCCAACGUCAACAAGGAACUCUCUGACCUCAUUGUGCAGUAUCGCCUUGAACCGAAGCGAAAUCUCAAUCCGUUUACCAUGCGGCUUCAAGGUUCCGUCGAUGCCAACGUCAACGGAGGCUUCAACAAGUACCAGGAUGCAUUCUUCACGGAACGGUUCGCCAAGUCUCCGGAGGGUCGCGACCAAAGCUUGCACGUUCAACGUCUGAAGCGCUUGAUCUUCGAACAGAUGCAAAUCCUUCGCCAGGCCCUGGAGCUGCAUCAUAGUCUCGCUUCAGAGGAAGUAUUGCCGCUGCAUAACCGACUAUCCGAAGCGUUCCUAGAACUAGAAAAGAGCACGGCCGAGUGGAAGACGAACAUUAACAUUCCAACCAAACCACUUCCACCGUUACCAAUAGCCAAUGUACAACCGACAGUGGUGUCCAACACCUCGAGUGUAGUACAGCACUAUUUCUCCACCGAAGAUCAUGAUGAAACGUACACCUAUUUGAGUCGCAAGACUUUGUCUCUGUCAGGGAUUGUUCCAAUGACAGCGAUGACCUCGUCGCCAAUACCAGCUCCGCAGGUUCCUCCCAGAGAUUCCCUGACAUCUUCCCCAUCGGCUCCCCCUCUUCCUCCUCGUGGUCAUACCCCGGAUAAACGCAACUCUAACCCUAUGCCCUUUACAGAGUUUGUAGAACAGCAACAGGGGUCGGCUCCGGCUAGACCGCGUUCCAAGAAAUACUCUCUCUACGAAAUAUCGCUCAACGAAAGCAUGAAUCACAGUUACGGGAGCCCCAGAAGCUCCAGUGAGCUCAAAGGUCAUUACGACCUUGGAAUGUUCAAUCGAGACUCCGGGAUUUCCACGAGUUCGCAGGAAUUGAACAACCUCAACAGCGGAUCGCAACAGAUGCAUUCUUCAGGUCACCAUCACCAUCACUACCAUCAACCGAUCUCUACAGCCGUCGGUGGAGCUACCGGUUCACUGGAUGAGUACAACAUCUCCCUGAACGGAAACGGAGGCGCCACAACUCCUAGAGGCCACCAAAAAACCAACUCCAAUCCCGAAUCGUUCAACUCCAUCAACGUGCAAGAAAUGGCCAUGAACUCCAUCAACACGUCCCUCUCGCGUAUCACAAUGUCCAAUGGAGCUCCACAACCUCCGCCUCCUCCCAUCCCCCCUAAAUCAGCCGCCCUCCACCAUCAGCACUCCUUCACGGCCGGCAGCAAUAGCACUCCACAUCAGUUCCAUCCGCAUCACCAGCGGCAGCAGUCCUUGAACCUAAGUCAGAACUCAUCCUCCGACGGCGAUGCGAUCAGUUUGAACGAUAUCAGCCCGGCUCCGCCGGUGCCGUUCAACGACACCUUCAGCGAUUCGUUCAGUGAUGAAUGUGAUAGCACGGCGGUUGGACCGACAGCCAACAAUAACAAUAGUCAUUUCAACUACGAUGCGGUUGCCUAUUGUGUGCCAAAAAUGCAGCAGCAGCAGCAGCAGUCGAUCAAUACCAACAGUUUAGGUCGGCGGUCGUUGAACGGGGCUGCCGCUGCGGUGGAUGACGUGGUUGAGGUUAGGAACACGACCAUGGUUCCGCUGCGGCACGACGACGACGACGAGGAGAUCUUCUACUAGGCUGGUUAGGUUCGGCGGCUGGAAUACGGUAUGUAUUACUGUGCAAUCUUUAUCCGGUUUAUAGGUUAAAACUAAGCCAAAUUGUCCUAUAUAAAAAUUGUAGAUAUGCGUAAAAAUGUUUGUAUGUUUGCGGGAUUUGAUUACAAAUGGAUCGGGAGUGACGUUCGUCUUUGGAAUUUGCAGUGGCGAUUCCCUAACCUCAAAA